UCCUCCCCGCAACCGCUAGAUUCAGCGAUCCCGAACCCAGUCUCUCUCGGACUGUUCUUUAACUUGAUCCUACGGACCUGCCAGUACCUCACUGGGUACCGAGAGACAGUUUGGAACGGUCUCAUCGCGGAUUGAGGACGAUUUGAAGCGGAUGGCGACUCCUUCAGCGAGAAUUUAGUAAAAGAAAGGUGCUCGGAAAUGUCAGAUGCUGCGGUACCUUUGAUCUCAGCAUCCUGGAAAUAGAAAUCACGGAAGAGGCUGGUCCUUCAUCACUUACAGGCUCAGUGUCUAGCAGUGCCGUUUCUGAAGCAGGACAGUCUGGGGAAAAGACGGUGCCGCAGUGCACCUGUCCAGCAGUGGCUGUGCUGGGUGGCACCUCCGCGGCUGCGCAGAAUGUGGCCGGGCCACCCCAGCAUGCCCUGCAGCCAGUCGCAGCUGCCCCUCUACCACUGUCAUCGGUUCACAUUGCCACUGGAUCUAAGCAGCAGAAAGGAGACUCAAACGCUGCAUAUACAGAACAAACCAUCACUGACGCUCAACGACACAGCGGUACCAAGAAACCAGAGGAGCUAUCAACUUUGUGUCAUAAAGAAACAGUCUCAAGAGGACUGGUGUCAGCUUCUGCUAAAGAAUUGCAAAAGCUUUCAAACACAUUGGGGGGUCAGACUCCCUCAGAUAGACUUUUUGAAAGUGGGACGACAAUUAUUGCAAAAAAACAGGAUUUGCUUUACGGGUGUAACACAGAGAAAACAAGCCUUGCACACAGGGAGACUGAUAUGGCGGAGGGAUCCAGCACAGGCCACUGCCAAGAUUGGAGCAAACAACUUGGAGAUGCAGGGGAUGUCUCUGUUGCUAAUGAGACAGAAAAGGGCCCCUUGCCUCCAGAGACAAUCAAAUUGGAAUACAAGCCCAAUAUUAGUCUGGAGAAGACACCUGGAAAGCACACACCUGGAGAGAGCCCUUGUAUUCCAACAACUGAAGUCAUCCCAGCAGUUUCAAGUGCAGUUAAGACAACAGACAGAGACGCCCAUCAGACUACCCUGUCAUUUGAGUUUAGUGUCCCACAGGAACAAAGUACGACAAAUUCAGCUAAGGCUUGUAAACUUAAUGACUCUAAGGAGACUACGGAAGAUGUUGCAAAAGAUCUACCUAAAACAAAAGAAGGUGACAUUUGUCCAGCUAAAAAAACAGCUGAGGGAGCACGACAGGGUUUUAGUGGAAAUUCUUUCUGCUCAGGGUAUUCCUCAUCAAAGCAAGGAGGACCUUACUCUGCACAGCACAUUACCCCAGACAAUGGAAACAACUUGCCAAUCAACUCCAGUGAGGGUUAUCCUCCAGAGGACUGCAGUAACAGAAAGCAGGGGUCUGAAUUGGUGUCUGCUACACAAAGAACCACCCUCCCUAAUGCAAGACACCAAUUUAAAACACCUAACCUGCCCACCCUGCUUGAGAAUACGAAGUCUGCGCAAGAGCUAAGUUCUCAGCAAAUUAACUUAAGUGAAAUCCCCAAAACGUUUCAUUUAGGUAAAGAGACUGGUGCAAAGGAGGGAGAAGGCAAUGAUAACCUCCCUGUACAUGGAGAUCUGUGUUCUAACUUGGCUGCUAAAGAUGUAUUUCAUAACAUUUCUGUUGAUGUACCAAAGCUGUCUGUGGAUGGGACAUGCACGAACAAUGUGCAAAUCCCCAUAGUGAAUGAAGGGUCGCAUAUCAUGGUUUGUGGCUUGUCAGAUAUGAUUUUGAAACAGAAUGACAGUGCCAAUCGGAUAGAAAUAUCCAUGUCCUCAAAUCACCAACAGGAUGGGGGCAUUCCGCUUGCUCACGCAGAGAACUGUGUGACUUCAGAGGGACUAGAAUCAGAUCAGCCAAGUCCUUCUCAGGCCAGCAUUGACUGUGUGGUCCAACAAGUACAAGAGUCCAUUCCAGCAGAUCAUAAACUCUCACAGAUACAGAUAUGCCUGAAUGACACACCAGGUAUUGUGAAUGUUGAAGAGAGGCAGGAGAGUGCAGAGGCUUUGUCUGAAAUCGACGCUGUUGGGGUGAAAGAUCUGAUUAAUGUUGGAAUUUUAAUGCAGCCAGAUAUGGAGGAUACCUGGUUGGUCGUAAGCGAGAUCGAUGGGCAGUGCGAGGGCACAGAGCCCAGCGCAGAGUCUCUGGUGCAGUGCCCUGAAUCCCAGUCAGCUGUUGCUGUAUAUGAGUGCACUAUGCCCUGCUUUACCACAACUGCCGUACACAGUGAUAUUAAGCUACUGUUACCUGAAAAAGAAGAGGAAGAACUUGCAGUUAAACAAGUUCCUGAACCAAUGGAAACAUUAACGCAAGAGUACACACCACAGUUCUCUCAAGCCCAGAGUAAUCUAGACUCUCAGACCUCAUCUGACCCUAAUACUCUAAAACCCACACAAGAGUUACCCACCAUGCCCACAGUAAUUAUCAAGGGAAAUGAAGAUUCAAGUCAAACUAAUCUUGCAAACACAGUGACAGAGUUUACGCCCACUCUGAUAGACAACACACUUGACUCUGUGCCACAAGAAUCUGUUGUGGUGGUGGAAAAUACACCAGGUGUGUCAUUAAUUUCAUUGUCUUGCGACACAAUUGAUCCAAAACUACUGAUUUUAAAAAAGGGUGACAACCCUUUCCUUAAGCCCCCUCCUUCCCUGUCUGCUAGGAUCUCAACUACACAGAACUCCCCUGUCCAGGCUGCUACCCCCAGUGAUGGAUCACAUAAAGCUUCAGAGUGCCUUGCUAAAACUGAUUCAACUGCAGACUCUCUGCAUGAUAUCACCUCCAACAUUAAGGCAGAUGCCACGUUACCUGCUAAACACCUUGUCUCAAACAUUCUCUCACAGUCCUCUCGGACUGUUCCCUCAUAUAAUGUACUUUCAAAGAACAGCUCUGUUAAAGAAAACUUAAAUAAAUCAUAUUGUUCUCAAUGGUCGGACAAGAUGCUUCAGAAUGAAUCCUCUGCUAAUACUUCUUUAUCAACAGUACAACUUCAUAACUCACAAAGCCCUCCUCCAUCCUGUGGAGAUGAGUGUGGUACUGUAUCCUGUGUUGACCCGGAGGGGAAUAGGACUAAACAAUCUCCAGCCAAUACACCAUGCCAAGACUCAACAUCUUUGGGGGGUGAACUGGAGUUGGAGCAGCAGCAGUCACCAGAUGAGGAUUUGUCAACAAUGCAAGAUGCUCAGCACGCUAUCCUGGAGCCACUUGAAGAAAGCAGUGAUGGUGAGGUUGACAGUUCCAUGGAGGUCCAGAAUGAUGAUAGCAAUGCUAUGCCCAGUCCAGCACCAAACAAGCAUGUGCAGAGCAGGACAGACAAACAAGGCUUAUUAUUGAAGGUUUGCCAGUGGAUUGCAGGCAAGGUCACAGCAGGCUCUACUCCUUCCACUUCUCCUGUUCCAUGUCCAUCUCCAUCUCCCUCAUCCAGUGACUGGAUACGUUCCCACUCAGAUAGAGUCUCACCUGUACAAAGUUCUAAUGGCAAAAACACACACUCCACUUCCUCCCAGGGUUCUGGUGGCUGUUCUCAGUCAGAGCAAACAACCACCCCCAAAUCUCGCUCGGAGAAGCAUACAGACAUGGCAGAACUGGCAAAACAUGAAGCAGAAAUAGAACAUCGGACCCUUGCCCUAAAACGUGAAGGUUUCUGGUCCCUUAAACGUCUGUCUCGCUUAACAGAACCAGUACGGCCCAAAAUUCAGUGGGAUUACCUGUGUGAGGAAAUGCAGUGGCUUUCUGCAGACUUUGCACAAGAGAGACGAUGGAAAAGAGGAGUAGCCCGAAAAGUUGUACGGAUGGUAAUGCGCCAUCAUGAGGAGCUGAGGCAAAAGGAAGAGAGAGCAAAACGUGAGGAGCAGUCCAAACUGAGGAGAGUGGCUUCUUCUAUUGCCAAGGAGGUCCGCGCCUUCUGGAGCAGUGUUGAGAAGGUGGUCCAGUAUAAACAACAGUCCAGACUGGAGGAGAAGCGGAAGAAGGCCCUAGAUCUUCAGCUGGAUUUCAUUGUGGGUCAGACAGAGCGUUACUCUGACUUGUUAAGUCAGUCUCUGCAGGCUGCUCCUGUACACAGUUCGGAGAACGCAGCUGUUGCCCAACAAUCACAGUUGAGUGCUGUUGAAGAAGAUGAUAGAGACUUUGAGCCACCGUGUGAGGAGGAUGAUGAUGAAGAGACCAUAGAGGUAGAGGAACAGCAAGAGGGAAAUGAUGCAGAGACACAGAGAAGAGAGAUAGAGUUACUGAGGCAAGAGGGCACUCUGCCUCUGGACCAGCUACUCAGUACUUUAACUCUCCCCCAGGAUGUUAAUUUAAGGGAAGAGGCCUCAGAUACUUCCUUCUCUACGGUUGAAGAUGAAGACAAGGAAUUCUGUGCAAAUGAAGAAGAUGCGGAAGAUGAAGAGGACACCAUUGCAGCCCAGGAAAAUAUUGAAGGAGAUGGAGAUCAUGCAGAGGAACUUGAUGACCUUGCUAGAGAGGGGGAACUGAGCAUGGAAGAGCUGCUGGAGAAGUACAGAGGAGCAUAUGCCUCUGAUUUUGAGGAACCCUCAACAUCACCAGACUCCUCAGAAUCAGAGGGCACUGAGGAGGAGGUGGAGGAAGAAACUGAGGGAGAGGACAGCAUUGAUGAAAGCAGCUACUCAGAUUCCCAAGCUGCUGUAAUCAGUGAUGAUGAAGAAGAAGAGAAUGAGGUGCAGGAGAGUGAAGAGGAGGAUGAUAAUGGGGGAGAAGGGAUGGAAGUUCUGCUGAGAGAGGGAGACCAUAGUCCCACUGUAACUACAUCUCCACGACCCAAGAAGGAGAUCAGCCACAUUGCUGCUACUGCUGAGAGCCUUCAACCUAAGGGAUACACACUGGCAACAACAAAGGUCAAAACACCUAUUCCAUUCCUACUUUAUGGCACCCUGCGUGAGUACCAGCACAUUGGACUGGACUGGUUGGUCACCAUGAACGAGAAAAAACUCAAUGGAAUUCUUGCAGAUGAAAUGGGACUUGGCAAAACCAUUCAGACCAUUGCUCUGUUAGCUCAUCUAGCAUGUGUAAAAGGAAAUUGGGGUCCACAUCUGAUCAUUGUGCCCACCAGUGUAAUGCUCAACUGGGAGAUGGAGUUGAAACGUUGGUGUCCAGGAUUCAAAAUCCUCACAUACUAUGGCAGCCAGAAGGAGCGCAAACUCAAGAGACAAGGCUGGACCAAACCCAAUGCUUUCCAUGUAUGCAUUACCUCGUAUAAGCUGGUGUUGCAAGAUCAUCAGGCUUUUAGACGCAAGGCUUGGAGGUACCUAAUUCUGGAUGAAGCGCAGAACAUCAAGAACUUUAAGUCCCAGCGCUGGCAAAGCCUGCUCAACUUUAACAGUCAGAGGCGAUUGUUGCUCACAGGAACACCUCUCCAGAACAGUCUAAUGGAACUGUGGUCUCUUAUGCACUUCCUAAUGCCGCACGUCUUUCAGUCCCAUCGUGAGUUCAAGGAGUGGUUCUCCAACCCACUGACUGGUAUGAUUGAAGGAAGCCAGGAGUAUAACGAGGGCUUGAUCAAACGGCUUCACAAGGUGUUAAGACCCUUUCUGCUGCGCAGAAUCAAAGCAGAUGUGGAGAAACAAAUGCCCAAAAAAUAUGAGCAUGUUGUGCGCUGUCGACUCUCCAAAAGACAGCGUUUUCUCUACGAUGACUUCAUGGCCCAGGCCUCGACACGAGAGACUCUGGCAAGUGGCCAUUUCAUGUCUGUGAUCAACAUCCUAAUGCAGCUGCGGAAAGUGUGCAAUCACCCCAAUCUGUUUGAUCCAAGGCCCAUACAAUCUCCCUUCAUCACAAAGCCCAUCAUCUAUUCUACUGCCUCACUGGUUCAGGAGGCCCUUGAAACCUCACCUUUUGAACGCUGUGAUUUGUCCUUGUUUGACCUGGUUGGUCUGGAGCGACGUGUAUCUAGAUACCAGGCAGAUGUUUUCUUGCCUCAGAGGAAAGUGACACAUCAGCUUAUUCAGGAAAUUAUGGAUUCCCCUGAUCCUCCACCCAGACCAAAGCCUGUUCGCAUGAAAGUCAACAGGAUGCUCCAACCUCUUCCUAAAUCUGACGGGCGCUCCACAGUGAACAGUCCACGACCCGCAUGUCCCACCCUCACUGCGGUUCAGACUCCAAAGCCGCCUCUAAUCACAGAGGUCACCACUUCCCAGGCUCCCUCCCAGCCAUCACCUCAAGUUUGCCCUGUUAAUCCUGUCACUGCUCCGAGAGCUCCAGUGGGUCCUAGCACUGUCCCCUCCAGUGCUGCAAUCAGGCCUCCAGCCCCCCACCCAGUGACUAUACGCCCCUCAACACCCUCCAGCAUCACAGCUGUGGCCACUCCCCCUCAGCCAGCAAGCAACCUUAUGACUCAGAGGGUUCUGCUCAGCCCAGACAUGCAGGCUCGGUUGCCAUCUGGAGAGGUGGUGAGUAUUGCUCAGCUGGCAUCUUUGGCCGGUCGGCCAGUGUCGUCCUGUCAGGGCAGUAAACCAGUCACCUUCCAGCUUCAGGGCAACAAGCUCACACUUUCUGGGACUCAGCUGCAUCAAGUCCCUGUGCCCCAACCACGACCCAUCCAAGGAAAUGUAAUGCAUCUGGUUUCCAGUAGUGGGCAGCACCACCUUAUUAGUCAGUCAGCUCAGGUGGCAGUUCUUCACACUGUUAGUCAGUCAGGUAGCAGCUCAGCAAUUCCCCACCCAGCCAGCACAACCCCAUCCUGCUCUGGAAUAGCAGUACCUUUCACCGCUACUCAAGUCCCAUCAUCCAUGGUAAGUGGACCCGGAAUUGUAAAGAUUGUUGUUCGUCAGGCAGCAAGUAAAGAAGGAGGGUCGGUCCCCACUCUGGCUGUGCCUCCUUCUCCUCGUCCUGCUCCUCCUCAGUCAGUCACCCUUCGUCCACAUGGCACCCCAAGCCCUGCUCUUAGAACGCCUACUUCACAGCCCUCACAACGGCCUCCGGUUUAUGCUGCUCCUCCCCGAACUGUUGCUUCAUCUCAGACACCACCCGCUCGCCCUGUGUUGAGAGUGGUACAGGGACCAGCUACAAAAACAGAACCAGUAGCGAAAGUGAAUUCAUCAUUAGGACAUGAGGACCGUGAGGACCGUGGUAGUGAUGUUAUUACUUUGCGCAUGAGCACUCCUAAGCCUGCAUCCUCACCUCAGAGCAGUGGGUCAACAUCUCAGCGUCCCCGCAUUCAACCGCCACCUCCACCACUAUCCCCCUUCUACAUGUCAUGGAUUGCAGACAGCCGAAAGGCUCAACGAGAUAGCAGAAUAUCUCAGAUCAUCCGCAUCAACGAUCUGCACUGCAGUGCUAAGCCUGUGUAUGGCCAUGAGGUGCUGGACUUCCUAACCUUCCUCCCAGGCCCUUGUCAGUCCCCAGCACGUCCUGUUCUGGACAACUGGACUUACUCUGGUUACAGCUCCUGCCUCACUGCUCAAUCACACCAUCACAAAGAUUACCUGGAAAAGAGUGAAGUCCUGAAAGAAGCCAUCCAUAACUCAGAUGAGAGACUUAAACAUCUCUCUGAGGUCAUGGACAGGUUCACUUUUAUCAUUCCUCCAGUGGAGGCAAAACCUAUCACCAUGCACAGCUGCCACCCACCUCCAUCCCUCAGACAUCAGCAGACUGUAUUCUCCUCCUUUCUAUCUUCCCGUCUAUCCCCACUCACACAUACGCUCCAUCGCAUCCAGUGUAACAUGAGGACACAUUUCCCUGAUUUAAGGCUUAUUCAGUAUGACUGUGGUAAGCUGCAGACACUCCACCUCCUGCUUAGAAAGUUGAAAGCAGGAGGGCACAGAGUCCUCAUCUUCACUCAAAUGACGCGCAUGCUGGAUAUACUUGAGCAGUUCCUCAACUACCAUGGACACAUCUACCUACGGUUGGAUGGGAGUACACGUGUAGAGCAGAGACAGGCCCUUAUGGAGCGCUUCAAUGCAGACCGUCGCAUAUUCUGCUUCAUUCUGUCCACCCGCAGUGGAGGUGUGGGUGUUAACUUGACUGGAGCAGAUACAGUGGUGUUUUAUGACAGUGACUGGAACCCAACCAUGGAUGCCCAGGCUCAGGAUCGGUGCCACAGAAUUGGACAGACUAGAGAUGUUCACAUCUACAGGCUAAUCAGUGAACGUACAGUUGAAGAAAAUAUUUUGAAAAAAGCCAAUCAAAAGAGGAUGCUGGGCGACAUGGCUAUUGAAGGUGGAAACUUCACCACAGCCUUUUUUAAGCAGCAAACUAUUAGAGAGUUGUUUGAUUUGUCAGACGGAGAAAGGAAAGAGGCUGAGUUAAGUGUGCCUCAGUCAGAUGAUGAUGAGUCCAUUAAUAAACAACAAACCACCAUUUUGGAACAGGCCCUGUGUCGAGCUGAGGAUGAAGAGGAUAUAGUGGCUGCAUCGCAAGCCAAGGCUGAGCAGGUGGCUGAGCUUGCAGAGUUUAAUGAGAAUAUUCCCCUGGAUGAUGGUGACAGCAGAGACCAGGAAGAGGAGGAGCUCUCCAAGGCUGAGCAGGAAAUUGCUGCCCUAGUUGAACAGCUCACUCCCAUAGAGCGAUAUGCCAUGAAUUUCCUUGAGGCUUCCCUAGAAGACAUUUGCAAAGAGGAGCUGAAGCAGGCAGAGGAACAGGUUGAGGCUGCAAGGAAAGGUUUGGAUCAGGCAAAGGAAGAAGGUUUGAAACUGCAUCAGUCAUCUGACAGUGAAGAAGAGGAUUCAAUAACUCCAAGAACUGAGGACCCAACUCCUUCCCGCCGCCCUCGCAAACACAAAGAGAAAGGUGCUCCCUCUACAAGGGUCAGCGGAAGGCUUAGAGGGACACCUGCUGAUGAAAUGUCCCUUACACAGCCAUCCCCAGAUAGGGAGAGAGGCAGAAGAGGGCCAUGGGUUAACUCUGAGCAUAGUAUGAACGAAACCCCAGGGCUCAGCUCCACACAUAUGUCACUCCUAGAAAGAGAAGUGCCUGAGAAGCUUCGCAGUUGUCUGCGAGGGCGAGGGGCAACCAAAGAAUCUGUGUCCCCUACAACAUCAGUAAACCAGAAAGUUCAAACCAACCAGCAGCUCUCAGAUUCAUCAAUAUUGUCCCCUGCAAUGCAGGUUUCAGAUCCAAAAAUCAGUGUGCCACCCUCCCCCCAGCUGCCAAUCUCCCCGUCAAGCUCUGUGCCUUCAGCUUCUUUAUCUCCUACAAUGGACAGAAACUCAAGCGGGCACCAGUCUUCAUUAUCUGCAGAAUGCAGAGAUGACAGUGAAGAGCAUGGGGGAGAGGCACUGUCUGACACUGUUCAAUAUAGUAGGAGAGAUAGAAGAACAUCUGCAUCAUCAGACUCCAUCUGUUCCCCUGAGCAUCAAUCUGAACAGGAUGGUCAGCUUUCCCUUUCUCCUACUCUGGCAUCACCUAACUCUCGCUUGGGACGAAAGCGACAGUCUGCUGAAAGCGAGAUCCUCAGGAGCCUUCCAGAAGAUUCUCCAUCAGCCAAGGUCCUUCGGAAACUUCCAGGUCGCCUAGUCACAGUGGUUGAAGAGAAAGAGCCAAAGCGGAGAAGGAGGGGAGUGAGUGGAAGUGGAGGAGCACAUACUGAGGGUUCAUCAGAGGAGAUUGAACAGUCUGAGGCAGUUACAGGCCCAGGCUCUCACUCUACUGAUGGAGCAAGUCAAAAUGUUAAAGACUCUCCUCCCAAACCAAUCCCCACAUCCUUAGCUUCCUCCCCACCACCACAAGACCAAGAACAGGUUUCCUCUCCAUCACAGUCUAGUACAGGGAGAGGACACCACCCCUGUUUCCCAACACACCAUUCUCCAGACAUGCCUGUUCUGCGAAACUUACCAGUGCGUCGGAGGCUAGAGACAGAGUCUCGAAUGGCUGCACAGUUAGGAGAGCAGUUUGUAGGAAGAGGUAGAGGGGUGGAUAGAAGAUCUGCCUUAUCACCAAAGAAACAAGAAAAUAAUUUAGACAAGGACAGUGUCACAAAUUCCACUGUUCAAAGUGACUCAAAUGUGAUCAAUCCUAUACCAGUGAAGCGCAAGAGGGGAAGACCUCCGAAAACACCCACAAUGGCACCAGAACUGCCCGAUCAGAAUAUACCCAUAACUCAAAAAACAAGCCCUGAACAGAGUCCACCUCACUCGCCAAAACGGAAAAGGGGUCGUCCCCGUAAAGAUUCCACCUCAAGUACAGCAGCAACUUGUAGUGCUGAAGAACCGCUAGACAUAGUUACAAGCUCGUCUCCAACUUAUAGUUUUACUAGUGCUCCUUCAUCCCAAGAGCCUAACUUGUCAACAUCCAAUGUUAUACCUGUGAUUUUGCCCACUGACAUCAAAACUCUACCAAUAAGCUCUCCAACUGUAAACCCCACUUCACCCUCAAAAGCUGCUGAAUUGUCAUCACCUCCUCAACCAUAUUCCCAAACAAACCAAUCCACUACAUGUGUUUUACUAUCAUCUGUGCACAGGGACUCUCAAAAUAAUGCCCAUUGUAAAUCAGAACUGUCUCAUAGUGAUACUCACACCAGUCUGAGCCCCAUAACUGCAUGCAUUGACUCUCAAACAAGUACAAUUAAAACUCCACACAGCACUUCUACAGCAAGUGUCUCUCAGACCAGUACAGCUUCCUCCCAUACACUACAGCUUCCAAGUCCUCACCAAGAGCCUUCAGCUAAUAUAGUCCCCAGCCAUGCCCAACAACAUACCCUUACUACCAUAUCUGUACUCUCUCUGACCAAUAAAAUCCCUGCACCUUCAGAAAUUGUAACUGUCUCAGGUGCAGAUGUAGAAGCUGAACAAAAUUCAUUCGCCGCUAAUCGGAGAAUGGGUCAUUUGCAGCACUCAAAUACAUCAACUCAAGUGGCUUCAAAAUCUUUAGACGGAAUUAAUAUGACUGCAGACUCUACACAGGCCUCUAUAGAAUCCAUAUGUAAUACAGCUGUACCUUCUGCUGCCCCACAUCAAACAUCCACCCAACCAAUUCCUGUACCUGCUUUGAUUUCUGAGACUGAUCCAGAAUCUUCUUCAUUUAAGACAGUUGUAUCAGAACCCCCUGUUAAACCUACUGUGUCAAUGGUUGUCCAGCAGUCUACACCUAAGCCUGAUCAAACAUCUGUUCCUCCCUCACAACCUCAAACAACACUAAUCCAAACAGCAAAAUAUUCUACACAUUCUUCACUCGCAUCAAACCAAAAGCCUUCCAAUUUUGUACAAUCCCCAUCUUCCCCCAAUCAGACAACAACAGAUUCUCUGCCCACUUCUCACAAUAGAAAUACAGAUUCUUCUCAACCCCAAAACAUGCCAAUGGAGAAUGUGACUGAUAGUCAUGAAGGCCAAAAUGAGGAGGUAGUAACAGAGGAAAUGGAAAUGGACUCCAUUGGUGAGGAUGAUGCAGGAAAAAAAGACGUCUUGUCUCAGCCAAAAAGAAGGAAAAUGGAUGCCGCCUCAGUCUUGAAAAUUGAGACCCAUGAUGCACCUAAGACUGAUGAACCUGAUAAGCCAUCAGAGGAGGACAGUCCUAGAGAAGACAAAGAGACUAGAACUUUGGCCAAAAAACGAAGCAUCAGUAGGCAAAGCAGCCAGGAGUCAGUCUGUUCCUCUUCCCCAUCUUCUGUAUCUUCCUGUGGCACAAGAUCACCUCGAUCCAAAAGGGCUGGAGAGGGCAUGAGGCCUGCAAAAAGGAAACGGGAGGAUAUAAAAUCUGAAAAUGAGAACGUGAAAGGGUCUGCCCAAAAACACCAGUCCAACUCUUCCACUUCUUCAGACUCUGAGGACUCUAAUAGCAGAAAUAGAUGUCUAACAAGAUCAGCCCAAAAGAAACUUGAGAAAGAUGGCAGAAUUACUAAAAAUAAUGAGAGCAAGAGACAAAAGGUGAGGUCAGACAAGAAGGGUCAAACCACCAAUACAUCAGAAGUGGACUCCAGUGGUGAAACCAGUUCAAGGGUAACCCGGAAAUCCACAGGCCCACAGUCUGUCUCUCAGUCCAACACUUUAGCCUCCCCUGAACCUGAGGUACUGGGAAAACGCUGUUCAGCCCUUAAUGCUGCAGCCAAACUUUUGGCCAUGAGGGGAAGAGGACCAGAUACACCCAGUCCCAGCCCCAAAAUGAAGGCAACUGGACAGCAAAGCAGGCCACUUUUCUCUGAAAAGAGCAGUAAACCCAAGAGCAAUACAGGGCAGGACUCUCCCAAGACAUGUAACAAUAAAGCAGAGAGUGGCAGACAAACCCCCAAUCAGUCAUCUGAAUCACCUCAGUCCUCUUCUGCUGCCCGGUCCACUCGGCAGCGACCGGGCAGCCUUGUACCUCCUUUGGAAACUGAAAGAGUUAAAAAAGAGGAGAAGAAAAAGAGAUCUGAUCUGAAGGAGGAAGGCGAUGAUGAAAAUAGAGAGACCAGGUCAUCAAGAGGUCAUAGUGCCUGUAGUAGUGUAAGCACUGAAAGAGAAGCAGGCAGCAGCAGAAGUCGGAGCAGCAGCAACAGCAGCCAACGCACCUACAGUUUGAGCUCACAGAGUACAGAGCCCUCCCACUCCCGUUCCAGAGCACCCUCCUCUGGUAGUGAUACAGAGAGAGCCAAAAGUAUUCGGGGGAGGAAUGGUGGAGGUAGAGGUAGGGAGAGCAGGAGAGAGAAGAGGUCCCAGAAACAUGACAAACCUGAACUGAGUGCUGGGUCAAGUGAUGGGACUCCUGACAGGGUUCUCAGGAGUGUAGCUGCAUUGGCAGCAGCUCAGGCACGUACUCCAGCUAGUAACACACGCUCUUCAUCCUCUCAACACCGGCACUCUAAGACAUGAUAGGCAGAGAAGAAACUAUCUCUAGGUGUAAACAAGGAAUUAGAUGAGAACUCCUGAGAGGAGAGAAGGCAGAUUUUAUGGAUUCAAGGAAAAGGGAUCAAGGAAAGUCCAUGGUUUAGCUGUAUGAGAGAAGACCGAAGAAAAAAAAAAAAAAAAAGAUUAUUGCAAUUGUGGUUUGAUCUGACCUCACCUUUUAUGCCCUCUCUGCUAUCUUAAGCCAUUUACAAUGUAGAAAAGGGUCUAUAGAAGCAGAACAAUGAUGAUGGAGAUUUUGCCACUUAUUUAAAAAUGUGUCCUAACAAUUUGAGUUAAACAAGAUAUUUCACCCUACUACAAAGACUUUGGAAUUUCAAAGUAGCUUGGCCAGAGGCAAGAUUUAUUAUUUGUUCACACUAUGUACUGUAAUCAUAAAAACUGAAAGACUGGAAUACUAUGUAAAGUAUGUAUUAGAUUAGUCGCAUAGAUUGUACACUUUUUACAGAGUUUACAAGUGCUGCAAACAGUAUUGAUGGGGAAGAAAUUGAUUAAUGCUACAUUUAACAAUUUAGUGGGGAUUGUAAAAUUUUAAAGUUUUUAGACUGUUGCGUUCUGGAAAAUGUUUGUCAGCUGUUUUUGACUAUUGCUUGUUUCAAGUCAGUUGAUAAAUUAAGAAAAUUCUAUAUCUUCCAGGUUAUGAAGAAGAGGGUAGGUCUAUAAAGGUGUUUUUGUUCUGCACUAUGCUGGAGUUUCUAUUUGCUUGGGUCACCUGUAUUGUAAUGUCUCAGUCCAUUACUUUUAAAUUCUGCUGCUGCCUGCUUUUCCCCAUUUGCACAUCUGAAAUGUUUCAGACGGUGGAGUGCAUUGUGAUUUUGGUGAUUUCUUUGGUGAUUUUUCUUUUCUUUCAGAACAUCAACUUGUCAUUACAUCUUUACUGGUACCUCGCGCUGCAUUCUGUAAGCUCUAUGUGUUUCUCUUGAGCUUGUGAUGAAUAUUGAAAUUUGCUUGUCAUUUGCUUUAUUAGCAUUACAGAAAUGGGAGACAACCUCUUGCUAUUUUUCAUCACAUUAUGAUCAUCUUUACACAUUAAAUUGUAUUCUCAAAGACAGAAUCUAAAAUUAGUUUGAUAAAAUGAGAGUGCCUGUUGAUCCAAACAAAGAUCCAUGUUAACGUAUAGAGGUUUGGGCAUCUGUAGUGAUUCUAAGUGUAAAAAGCUUUCCCAUCCUUCAUCAUAAAAACUCAUUUCUUGUUUAUGUGCAACCAAAACUGAAAUCAGUUAUUCAGUGAAAAUUGCUACUGUUAGCUAUUUUUAUUUCUGGAGUAUUGGUCAUUUUAUGAAGGGACUGAUUCUGGGUGGGUAGGAGACACCUGAAAGAACCUCUUAGAUGGUUUUUUAAUUUUAUUUUUUUCGCUGAGCAUUAGCAGUCAAGUGAGUUGUAAGAGAGUUUCCUUUGUCCAAAAAGGGCAGAGAUGUUUGGAGGGUAUUAGUAGAAUAUGGUGAUGGUCUUAUUUUCAUUUUGAUUUGUCUACUCUAAUUUGUUACAUUCCUUAUGUUCCCUUGUAAUUCCACAUUGUUUUACUUGAAAGAUUGAAACAAAAAUGUAAGUUGAAUAAAAAGACCAAAAAAUAUACAA
Messenger RNA from Myxocyprinus asiaticus (Chinese sucker), 14350 nucleotides. RefSeq names its product helicase SRCAP-like. The record is from RefSeq and is a predicted model, not a curated record. Gene Ontology annotation, cellular component: Swr1 complex. The coding region runs from base 777 to 12740 and encodes 3987 amino acids. Gene Ontology annotation, molecular function: histone binding; ATP hydrolysis activity; ATP-dependent chromatin remodeler activity. The transcript has 35 exons. Lineage: Eukaryota; Metazoa; Chordata; Actinopteri; Cypriniformes; Catostomidae.